Messenger RNA from Rhododendron vialii, 657 nucleotides. RefSeq lists its product as uncharacterized. The record is from RefSeq and is a predicted model, not a curated record. NCBI's taxonomy places the organism in Eukaryota, Viridiplantae, Streptophyta, Magnoliopsida, Ericales, Ericaceae. The transcript has 2 exons. Bases 1 to 657 code for a protein of 218 amino acids.
AUGAGCAGAAUAGAGGUCACAUACCUUCUUUCACAGUAUCCACAUCAGAAUCUCAGGCCUCACUAUCAGCGUUAUAUUUCCCACUGUGUUGACGUUCGACCCGAUGGUCAUUGUGGCUUCAGGGCGUUAGCUGCGCAACUUUAUGGUUCUGAAGAUCAAUGGGCUCAAGUACGACAUGACCUUAUCCAAGAGAUUGAACAAAAUCGGGCCCUGUACGAUCAGCUUUAUCCAGAACGUAAUUAUGUAUCCCAUGUUCUACGAAGACUUCAUUGCUUUCGGCCAUCGGCACCAGAGGAUCAUUGGAUGGAUUCUAUAUCAUUGGGACUUGUCAUAGCAUCAACGUACAACGUUGUACUGCAUACAUUCGAUAUGACUGCUUCGAGUUGUUUCACUCACUUGCCAUUGAGCUCCCAUCCAGUUCCAUUCGCAACGCGCACACAUAUAGCUAUUGGUUGUAUUAAUGACAAUCACUUCGCGCAAAUUUUCUUAUACCGUCAUUAUCCUAUACCACCCAUCAUCAUAUGGUGGAGGCCAAAUGCAUCAAAUGAAGCACACGGAUGGGCUCAUCCUUAUGAAACACGCCUCCAAUUGUGGUACGAAGUAAUGCAGAUAGAUCCGUCGGGACGACGACCACAAUUUGGCGGAAAUAUUGACUAA